AUGGCAAACAAUUCCAAAGAAACGACACCCACAGUAUCUUUCAAUGAACAAAGCCAGAGAAUUGUUAUUAUUGGCGAUCAAACAGCACGGAACAUGGCGACAUCUUUAGCACAAACAAGAUCUAAUUACAAAAAUCCAAAGAAAUAUUUUAUCAGUGGAAUAGUAUAUCCAAAUGCAAGCAUUGAACAUGUAAUUCAGUGUUCUAAAAUUAUGAUUGAAGAACUACAAGAAGACGACUGGCUUGUUCUAUGUCUAGGAUCCAAUGACUCGAACCCAAUUAAAAUAGGCAUGGAGCUGUCGUCAUUACUUAAGAGACAAAAUUAG
Molecule: messenger RNA, 324 nt
Organism: Parnassius apollo (apollo)
Lineage: Eukaryota; Metazoa; Arthropoda; Insecta; Lepidoptera; Papilionidae
Source: the annotation of a GenBank genome assembly